Symbiodinium sp. CCMP2592 is the source of this 1905-nucleotide messenger RNA. Lineage: Eukaryota; Dinophyceae; Suessiales; Symbiodiniaceae. The record is from the annotation of a GenBank genome assembly.
AUGGCGCAAGAACGAGAAGUGGAGUUUACCGUGGUCGGACCGGCGGGACAGGAGGUCGGCAAGUUCUGGUUGGAUUCCGCGUCCUUGUGUGGUUCUCUGAAGUUGCAGAUCGAGGAGAAGGUAGGUCCUCCACCUGCGACGCAGCAGAUCGCCAUUGGAGAUCGGAUGCUCGAAGACACGGAUCCUUUGCUGGAGAAGGAUUCGGCGGCAGACUCCGUGCAUGUGACGCUCUUGCUGCGGCUCCCUGCUAGCGGGUCCGGGCUCGAGGCUCUCUGGAAGGCUCUCCCUGGCGCGGGCGGAUUCCUGGAAGAGCUCUUCAUCUCCGAUCAUGGAGAUGAAGAGCUCGUGCUCCCCGACCGCCGCAUCCGGACAUGUGGCCUCGACCCGGACUCUGGUUUGCUCCUGCUCAUGCGCGAGGGCGCCGUGCCAGUGUUGCAAAGGACUCCCGCAGGACUUCCCGGUCCCAGGGCUAAGGCUAAGGCUGCCGAAGACCAAGGAAGCUGCCUGUCCGAAAGCGAGGAGGAGGUUCCCGGCCUGUGCAAGGGCAAGGGUAAAGGCAAGCUUAUCAGCCCUCGACGCUGCCUUGCACCGGGAUCGCUAAUCAUUGUGCGUUCCGAGGGCGAGCCUGUGGAGGUGGCCCUGGGCUUUGAUCACCCGCUGCACUGCGACACGGAGAUACUUGCAGUUGAAGCGGUGCAGGGCUUUCCGAUCCCUUCCUUCGGCCUUGCCGUGGCGCGAGUAUUUAUUGGCAGCAAGGUGCACCUGAUCUCAAUGGAGCUAUGCCCUGCGGCCAUCAAGUGGCAGCGCUUGACAGCGUCAGGCACCAGAUGCGAAGCUGCGUGCUUGGACAGGGAGAACCUGCGAACAAUAUUCGUUCAAGCGGGUCCUGCCGGGCGCGACGUGGUGUUCACACAGCUACGGGCUGCCAAGGCGCUUGAACAGAUUGACAAGUUUCAUUUGACUGGGGAGCUAUCGGACAAAAUGGUGAGCAGCGUUGCAUGGUCAAGCACUUCGUCUUCUCUUCUACUUACCUUUGUUGGCGAGCAUGCAAUUCGGGUGUUCCGAAAAAUCGGAUCUGUUUGGCAAGCUGCUACCACACUUGGAGAUCCAUCACGGCGAGGUUGCGCAGAUGGCGAGGCUGAUCAGCUUAUGUUUUGGUUCCCAAAAUGUGACAACUUUGAUGGAGAGCUGACAUAUUCUCGCCCGCUCAUUGCAGGUCCGUCUGGUGCAGUUUUCGUGCACUCCGGUGGAGCGCUGAUGCGCUUGGCGGCCAAUUUGUCCUCUGCGAUCAAAGCUACGUCAAUGAGGGAGGAGCUCUGGAUGCUGGACGAUGAUGAAGGUACCCCUGAGUAUCCCUACCCUUACAAUGUGUGCGGGGUUCAUAACGACAAGAUGUACAGGGCUUUGCGCCAGACAGACUACAGAGGGGGGCUCCUCGUUCGCCGGCUGCAACUGUCUCCAGAUCUGAGGCAGGGCCGCAGUCGCAUCCGAGAUACUGCUCCGGCGCUAUGGCCUAGCAUCACUGAGAAUCGCGUCAUGGACGCUGCUUUCGUCGAUGCUCAGAAUCACAUGUGUCAGAGAGCCUUGCGGCCAGUUCGCUAUUACGAGGAAGACCGUGACAAGUGGGAUGGAAACCCCCGGUGGCUGGGCGACGGGUGGCUUUGGCGGAAGACCGAAAUUCCGGAAGACGUCCGAGUCACCUCUCUUGGCCGACUCACUGACUUUGCGCAGUGGCGGCAGCGAAAGCAAUGGGAAGAGGAGGCGGAGGUCGGCUUUGGCAAGGGCGGCAAGGGCGGCAAGGUUGGCGGCUACCAGGAAGACCCUGUGGAAGAUCCUGCCAAGGAACUCGGAUACAAGAACCUCUUCGAAAGUGAGUGCCGGAGGCUUUCCGCCAGCUCGACCUAA